Molecule: messenger RNA, 3115 nt
Organism: Tricharina praecox
Lineage: Eukaryota; Fungi; Ascomycota; Pezizomycetes; Pezizales; Pyronemataceae
Product: phosphatidylinositol 4-kinase-like protein PIK1
Exons: 6
Coding region: 126-3089 (987 amino acids)
Biological process (GO): phosphatidylinositol-mediated signaling; phosphatidylinositol phosphate biosynthetic process
Cellular component (GO): cytoplasm; membrane
Molecular function (GO): 1-phosphatidylinositol 4-kinase activity
Source: RefSeq, a predicted model, not a curated record
CAACCUCCGCUCUCCGCUCUCCGACGCCCUCCGCUCCGCUACCGUCCUGGCAGUCAAACAAAAGCUCUCUGACGCCCGUCCGCUGCCUGGUGAUCAACCACCGCCACAUCACCACCACAGCCAUCAUGUCUCAAUUGCUGUAUAGAUUCAUCAAUUCCGAGCACUUCAGCGAUGACCCUUUCUACACUGUCACCUACUUGGCCCGCUACGCCGACCACAUCGGAAUCCACCACUUCCUCUGCACGAAGCUACGCGAGUUCAGCUAUGAGGAGAUCGAGUUUUUCCUGCCGCAGCUAUGCCACCUGCUCGUGAGCAACGAGAAUAUGCAGUCGGUCGCCCUGGAGGAUUUCAUAUUCGAGCUGUGCGAACAGUCGGCGCAUGGUGCACUAUUGACAUUUUGGCUCUUUCAAACCCAUCUGCAUGACUUGGCCGGGAACCCGCAGUCCACGGCAUUUAAGGGGGUGUUUGCAUCUAGGUAUGUCGGCGAAUCUACAACCGGAUACAGAACAUCGUGUUUGGAAGCGGAGAAAACGCCGAAGAAGAAGGAACGGUUGAAGGAGAAUGUCCUUCCAGUCACAGUUCUCGCCAGCCUGAUCGUCGGCAGCAUCGCGGCGCCAAUCCUACCGCGAUUUGCGGGCCCGCUCGCAGUGGCUCAGGCGAGGAAACAGGCUACACCUCAGGAAACGAUAUCCGAGAUGCCCACGAAACUGGUGCGCAGCAAAACUACUGGUUCUUCGGGAACCCGGAGGAGAAAGGAAAAACCACCCCCGCUGGCGAAACCUUCUUCGAGUCUGGGUCUUGCCGUACCACCACCGCUCUUGACAACGGAAUCCAGGUCACCGGGCUCACCGGUAGCGAUGGCAUCCCCGAGGCGGACAAAGACCGAUCCGAGAAGCACGUCCUUAGCAAGACGGUCCUCAUACAAUGACAUGCUUGCCGCGCCCGAAGCACCACCGACAUCACCUUCCCUACCAGACCUACAUUCUCAUCGCCACUCAAUUCAGUCGGCAGCCAGCUUAAUGGCUCCAUCGAGCUCCAGCGGCAAGCGGCGGCAACAUAAAGACAGGCCUCUAACCCCCGCCGUAUUAUCUACAUCCAGAAAGAUCCACAUGUUAAGGGCCAACUAUUUUCGUAGAGAGGAUCAGUUUCUGUCGGCUUUAGACAAGAUAUCAAACAAGCUGGUGGAAGUUCCCAAGCAAGCGCGGUUGAGCGCACUGCGGGCCGAAUUGGCGCUUCUUGACAACGACCUGCCGUCGGAGGUCGACAUUCCCGUAAUAUGUCCGGCAACCGUGCACCAAAUCAAAUCACGAACCAGCCACCACCGGAUCGUUCGGAUCAAUCCGGCAGAAGCAACGGUCCUUAAUAGCGCCGAGCGGGUGCCGUAUCUGCUGAUGGUCGAGGUGCUGCGCGACGAUUUCGACUUCGACCCGAGCAAGUCCGAGAACGAAACACUGCUGUCCAACCUGCUGCGGGAGGAGGCGUCGGGGAGCCGGCAGAGAAUGUUUGAUCUUUCGGAGUCGCCGCGGCAGUCGUCGCGGUGGGUGGGAUCCUCGGAUGAAGGUCCGAGCAGCGUGUUCGAGCCAUCUGGCGGUGACAUCGGGACAUCCCCAAUCAUUGGCGUAGACGAUGCGCUUGAUGCGCCUGUCGAAACAUCCGGGGGUGAUUCGUCUUCGGUCACCCACUGGCCGCGAUCGUCGAGCGGCGCAAACAGCAUCUCCACGUUGUCGUCUCGAGGCGGCACUCCGCGGUCAUCAGAUCCGGGCAGAUCCGGCAGUCCCGGGCGGAAGUCUGGGAGACCGCAUAACAACGAAAGCCCGGAUCUUUCGGCGCUGGCGACGCACAUGCGGACGGCAGCAAACAUGUUGGCGCAGCUGGAAGCCAGCGGCGGGAAACGACCAAAGAGCGAAGUGGCCGCGAUUAAGGCCAAGAUCAUUGCCAGCAUGCAGACGCUCGAGGAGCAGAGCUUCUUCUUCCAGGAAGCGGCGCCAAUCCCGACAUUCGACACGAUCAUGGCGAGUGCGGCGACAGCAGCACCGAUCCCUAAUUACGACGACCGGGUGGAGGAAGGCGACGGGACCAAGCCCAAAAACAUCAACAGCGAAGCCGGCGCCGCACGCAUGGAAAACGACCAGAUGACGUCGGGAGUGGAGCGGAAAGCCGACCGCGACGACCCCAGUGCAGCCACGUUCGGAGAGGAAUGGACGGCGAAGCGCGAGCGAGUGCGGAAAUCGUCGCCGUACGGUUCGUGUCCCAACUGGGACCUGCUCAGUGUCAUCGUCAAGACGGGCGCGGACCUGCGACAGGAGGCGUUCGCGUGCCAGCUCAUCCAGGUCUGCGAUAAGAUCUGGCAGCGUGCGGCCGUGCCCGUGUGGCUUAAACGCAUGCGCAUUCUGGUUACUGGCGAGUCCUCUGGCCUGAUCGAAACGAUCACCAACGGCACUUCCCUGCACUCGCUCAAGCGCAGUUUAACAAUCGCCUCCAUCGCCUCGGGUCAAAACCCCCGCGGGCGCAUCGCCAGUCUCAAAGACCACUUCGUCAAGACCUUCGGGGCGGAGGACACGCCGACUUACGCAGCGGCCGUGGACGCAUUCGUGCGGUCUCUCGCGGCCUACAGCAUAAUCUGCUACAUCCUGCAGCUGAAGGACCGCCACAACGGCAACGUUUUGAUCGACAACCAGGGGCACAUAAUCCACAUCGACUUUGGUUUCAUGCUGUCGAACUCGCCGGGGUCCGUGGGGUUCGAAAGCGCGCCGUUCAAGCUGACGCAGGAGUACGUCGACGUCAUGGGCGGCGUCGACUCCGAGGCGUUCGCGCUGUUCAGAACGCUGUGCAAGCAGGCCUUCCAGGCGCUUAGGAAGUCCGCCGAUAAUUUAGUACUGCUCGUCGAGCUCAUGGGGAAGGAGUCCAGAAUGCCCUGCUUCAGCUCCGGCGCUAUUUAUGCUACCUCCCAGCUGAAGCAGAGGUUCGUACUACAGAUGAGUGAGCAGGAGGCUGGCGACUUUGUGGAUGUGCUCGUCCAGAAGAGUCUCGGGAGCUAUUUCACUAGGAUGUAUGAUCAAUUCCAGUAUCUUUCGCAGGGGAUCUACUGAUCCCCAUCCCCUCCAUCCCCAUCCCA